Amoebophrya sp. A120 is the source of this 3124-nucleotide messenger RNA. Lineage: Eukaryota; Dinophyceae; Syndiniales; Amoebophryaceae. The record is from the annotation of a GenBank genome assembly.
AGUCUUUGAUGUCUCUGUCCUAUAAUUGUUCAAGACCAGAAGUUCGCUACAAGAAUCAUACGCAAGGAAGAACAACAGAACUUCUUCCUCAUAGACACGAAGAAGAUGAGCAACCGCGCUGACUGUCGCGUCCCGGAUUUUCUAAGCGACGCUGGCUUGCGUGCCUUGUUCGCAGAAUUGACCGACCGGCGCUGUGGCACCAAGAAGCUCGACGACUACGACCUUUACCUCGUGCAAAACGACGUAUGGCCUGUGCUACUCGAAGGUGAGUCGUUGUCGUGUCAACAUCGAUCACAACGUUUUGUAUCUGUGUAAGUAGCUAGAUCCUACUGGCACUGUAUCUGUAGCGAAGCCCAGUGCACCAGUUCGUCGUUUGGUUUUGUCGUGCACGAUAGAUGAAAGUAGAACGGCAGCGGCAUCGGCGCACGUCGAGAGUGGAGCUGCUGUCAGUGUGAACCCCAACGUCAACAAGAAUCACUACGCAUUAAUUUAGUUAUUUUCCAUCCACGUGAACUGCAGGUCUGGACGAGCUUGGGCGGAAACUCGCCUUCCGGAGCGAUUGCGGCGAUACUCAGGAUUGGAAUCCGAUAAAAUGGUUAGGGCAGUACCUCGCCCGAAACCAUCCGCGUAACGCAUCACGCGCCUUCCGGGACCCCGUGCGCCAGAAUUGCCUGGCCACAUUGCGCCGCUGCGCGGAGCUGGAGCGCAGCCGUCGUGCCUUCUUGCGGCGCAAGCACCUACUGGAGGAACUGUUCCACAAAUUUGCGAAACAGGAGGUGGGCCGCGAUCCGAUGGCCCCGGCUUCCUUGCUGUUUUCCAAAACCAAUCCAGUUUUGCUUGAGAGUGACGUAGCACGCUUUCUGGAAUUUGUCGAUCAGGAAUGGUUUCUGGAGGGGCAGUUGCAAUCACACUUCCACGAAAUUUCCGGACCCACUUUGCGCGCGUCGUCGUCAACAUCUCCACCUCCCGGAACUGCUGUUCUGCACCCCGAAGAGUCGGCACGGACAUCGGCGGAACCCGGUUCAUCAGCUUCUGGGGUGCAAGUGGAUCAACGCGGCAACAUUCUUGACCAGCAAGAUGAAGGCCAACUGUUCCAGAAAAUGAUGACGUUUUCCGAUGUGUGGGCCCUGUUGCGGAGAACCAUCGAGACGGAUCGAGGCGCUUUGGACGUUGAAGUGCUGAAAAAAGCUGACCAACGAAAACGCGAACACGCGGAGAGACAAAAACGAACCUCUACACUGAAAAAGCUGGAAGCGAGAAUUCUCGACCUCCGUGCCCGCUGGGGGCGUUUGGAAACGCGGUUCGCGACGGUCGUGCGGAAAUUGAAAGUCGAUAUGGCGGAGGUGUUGGAUUUUGAAUUUGUCUUCCCCCGCACCGUGUCCAGCGAGGACGAUCCUAUGAUUUGCGGGCUGCGCGCUCUGCUCCAGCUCUGGUACGAUGGCAUCCAUCGGGAAAACGACAACUACGACGACCUGUUGGGGGCGUUCAGUGGUGAAGAGGAAAACGAAAAGGUACAACUGCAGAAAGAACCUACACCAGCGGAAGGAAAGGGCCUGGGUGCCGAUGCGAGAGGGUCAAGUGCCAGUGCCGCGAGCUCUGAUCGGGAUGGCGCUGUGUUUCUAUCCCCGCGGGAAAAGAAACAAGGUGUAGUAGGUCAAGAAGAAGUGUCAACGACGACAAAAAAUACAAUCAAUAUUGUUGUAGCGGGUCCGUCGUCUGGAGAGACGGCCUCGGCAAUCGGUUCCACUGCAGGAACAGCACCAACAUUACUGACGCCUGGCGGCCCCUCUUCCAGCCUGUUGGCGAGCAAGACGCGCAACAAUCCCGGCGCGCAGUCACCGUCCAUGAUUCACAACCUCCAGGCGGGCUUGCACACGUCGCCGACUGCCCCGCCGAGUAGCGUGGUCGCGCCAGGCUGUCCCUGGGCUACGAUUGUCAAGUUUUUCCGCAGCCUGAAAACACAACCCGGGGAAACCGAUUUCGAAGGGGUGCAGAGGUAUUAAGUAAAGAAAAUCGAAUGAUGAUGAAAUGUGCCUUUUCUGUAUUUGAUUUUCCGAAAAAUCCGCAAUGUUUGCAAUCGUCGUAGUCGUUGUGCAGAUUGCGUUCCUAGCGAGCGCUGUCCCGCAGAAAGGAGAAAAAAAGAAAAACCUUCUGCCCAGGUUGUUCAAGUGGUCCUAUUUCCUCGAGGUUGCCGGCAAGGGCCCCUUGCACAUUGUCGACGUCGAAGCAAGCCGCACGGAAUUGCUUGCAACGACGACACGAAGCGGCGCCGUGUCAGCAUCAUCACUCGCAGCAGCCGAUGUUGAUGAAAAUCAACAACCGCCAGCUCUUGUUUCACUAAACAUUCCACCACCACUCCUGCUCCGGAUCCAGGGGCACGGCGGCAGUGCGGUCAAAUUUGCACAGCUUUGUGGCGAAGAUUGGAAUGUCCUCCACGCCUAUCUGACGGACGCCUUGCUGGACAGCAAAAACAUCACACUCACGGUGUCGCUGGUCGCCACACCGAACAUGUCCGAAGGGGAAGCAGCAAUGGAGAUUGGAGCUGUGCGCCUCGUGGACGGCCUGGAACUUGUGGACUGCGAACCGCCCCUGGAGGAAUAAGCUGAAACUGAAAAUUGAAGAACAAACUCAGUCGUCGUGUCAAGAGAGGAAAAAACUGCCGUCACCUUCACGUGGAGGCGCUAGUACAUAUCAAAACAUAUUAGUCUUCGUUUUAGUUUCAGACAAAAAUGUAAAAUGUGAGAGUCACCUGUACAUCGCAUGUAGUAGUUUCAUGUGAAAGAUAAAGUCUUGUCCGUGUCCCUCAUCUGAUCCAUUGGAUUCAGAAACGCUUACAAGACCACACAGACAGCAUCAAAACCGAGCACAAGGGCUGCAAGCACAAAGUCGAUGCUGUAAGAUAUAUGUAUGUGAUGUGGGACGAGCAACAGUUAUUUCAUUCGUGUAGAUCUUUUGAUGGUUUCGACAUGUUGAAGCGCAUCAUCAAGUUGGCGAAAGUAUCAACAUCAUUCAAAUAACUACGCACGACGUGUUUGUAGUUGUACAGAAAAAGAGAAAAGAAGUAGCAGUCGUGAACGUUGAGUGCAAAAGAAAUCCAGCUGAAGUCGACAAAACUAUCGCCGAU